AUGAACCCGCCCACAGUGCAUAACGAGCACAUCACAGCCGAACCGCCAAUGGUAAAGAAGAAGAAGAGCAGUGUGUCUAAUGAGUCUACAAAAAGGGUCUCUGUGUCUAAUGCUGCUGGCCUUGCAAAAAACAGCCCACAUCUUUCUCUAGACGCAAAUUCAUCCAAGGACAUUCAAGAGAAGAUACUACUGGCAUUAUUCACAACGAGGCCCGGCCAAUGCACCCUAAAAUUAUACUACGAGCUCUCAUGUGGUCACGUCAACUUACAUCAAUACAAGAAAUGGCAAAGUGCUAAACAUGGGCAAGUUAUAGAGGAAUCCUAUAAAACUAUGGUCAGGAAAUGGACCGAAUCACCUAUCUACAUCUGCAUGCUUAUGGAUUUCUUUCUGCGAAAUGAGCAAGUACCCUUGGACUACACCAAAUUCACAUUACCAAACUACAAGCUUUCCUUGUCCUUCCUUCUGUUCAAGGAUACAGAGCUUCUGAUCAUUGACGAGAACUACAAUAUACUGCUGGAUUUUCUGGUGUCUUGCCGGCCUACUAUCGAGCAACUGCUAAAUACCAGCUACCUCCCUAUGUCUUUGAUCAGUGCAUGUCACUCCAAUCGCCGUUUGUAUCAGCUCAAUGGGCAGUAUACAUGGUUUAGUUUGGCACCUCACUCCUCUAAACACCCUCGUGAAAUCAUCUACAAUUACUUGACAGUUCUGACGGAUAAGUUGACAGCGCAGCAAGAGCUGAUACCGCAGCUAGAGCAUCUACUUAGUGGGGCAAUUCUAGAUAAAAUAACGCCUUUCGUUGGAAAACACCAUUCGCAUAUAGACGCUGUUGAUAGUGACUCUAACAGUGAUUCAGACAACUGGCCCGCAAAGAAAGACUAUGCCCAGGACCGUGUUUAUUCAUUUGACUUGAAUGACGAGGGAAUGGUAGAGACUUUAAACGUGUUCAGCCAAACUCGCAAGAGGCACCAAACUCUUUAUCAGGUGCUGAAGCUUCCCGAGCAAAGUCAGUCACCACUUUUAAAGUCGCAGUUCUUUACUAUAUGUGCCUUGGUUGAUCCUGUGACACAACCAAUCCCAAACGACUCUCACAUCGUCUCCAUUGAUUUAAUUUCUGAGCUCUUUUUAGGGCUAUUGAGCAACGAUGUCAAGGAUCUGUCGCCCAAUUGGCGAUUCCACCUUUGCUUUAAUUUACAAAAAAUCAUCAAUGCAACGCUCCCGCGACUGAAUUGUGAUGACUUUCAGAGAUUAAAUUCGGUUAACAACAGCGAUGAAUCCGUAGACUGGAGACGAAACCUGCAUAAAUGGCUGCCCCAAGGGCUGAACACACAAGAUUUGGAAUUGAUCUAUAUGGUUGACAUCUUGGCCAUAUAUCUAAUCUACAAGUUAUAUCGAGACAUUCCGAUACAAAUGAACCCUUUUCUGGCGCCGAUGAUAUCUCUGUGGAAGAAUCUCACUUUUGUGGUUCUACUCGGUCUUGAGAUUGAUAGGUUUGAGGAAGAGCAGGAAACAUUCAGUACUCCAGUUAUAGUCCGCGCUACCAUUCGGGGAGCUUCAGCCCUACGAAGUGUUGUGGCCACAGUCUUAAAUGGGCAUGUCGACUACAAACGGCACGACUUCCAGCAUGAGCCCAUCAAUAUAUUUAUGUCACCACACGGCCGAAAACUUUGUCAUGGUGCUCUUUACACCGACGUAAGAUCGCAUGCCGCAGCUAUGUUAGCACUGGGAAUAGAGCUGGAGGAUGUUACUAACCUUUUGAGCGACUUGCAACCCGGUGAUAGAUUUGAUGAGGACGUCAAAUACAUGUUCGAUUACGAGUACGACAAUUACAACGAGGUUGAUGCUGAGGAUAUAGAUGAAGACGACCUUGAAGAUGUAGAGUCGCGCGAGCGGAUUAAAGAAAUGAGAGCAUAUUACAAAAGGUGCCAUUGUCAAUUCGAUGACGACGAGCUUUUGCCUGAGGGUGCAGAUGAUCCGGAGUUAUUAUUGCAGACAAGAACUAAUCCUCUCCGAGAAGCACCACCUGAGAGCAAUAAUAGGAUGUCUUCCCUUGCCUCUACUGCUAAACCUAUGGCACGGCGGUCGAAGAAGGAAGGCAUCGAUUUCGACUUCAAUGGACGGGAUUGGAGAGAUAUUCCCCGCGGACUCAAUUUCUACUUCAGCGAAAACUUCACCUUUACACAACACAUAACCAAGGAUGCACUGGGCUCACUGAUGACCACGGCUACAGAAAGAAGCUUGACGUUUGUGGAGGGAAGAAAACUCUUGCAAAUGGUGGGUACUUGUGUAGCACGGGAACAGCAGCAAGCUGUUUUCAGGUCUGUCUUUGCGGGUGGGCCCGAACAAGAGGUCGAAGACCAUUACGCGCUGGUCGCUGAUGGUGACUUGACCACGGAUUACGUUUAUGAGAAAUGGUGCGAAGAUUCCCACUUUGAACGUAUGCUGUUGCACAACGAGACGCUCGUAUGGCGGCUGAUAGAUGAAGUUCUUAUGUGUAGCGGUUACCGCCGCGUCUUGAUCUGGUUCAUUACACAUUUAGAAAUCAGUAGCUCUAUGAUCGAGUACAUUUACUCUUUGGUGAUGGGUGAAAGAGGUGAAGUAGUGCUCGAAAAUGCGGAGGGCAUUGGUGAAGCUCAGGACCCGUAUACCCAGGUUCCAUUCUCAAGACAAGGUCCCAUUCAACUAUCAGAGAUAGAAGUGAAGAUGCUAUUGCAGGAGUUUUUUACUAAUGUUGCAAUUUUCUUCUCCAAGCAUGCACGAGAGUGUGAAGAAGCGUCAGAGGACGAAGAAGGCGGACAAAUUGGACAAUCCGGAAUACCUCCUCGGGUAGUCGGCCUGAUGAAGCUGAUGUGCAUGAUGGUGAAAAAACUGAUGGCAGAAGACAAAUUCGACUUCAGAGAUCCUGACUACAUUUUUGAGUUGCAGACGCUGCUCAUGAGUUGGAUUUGUUUCCUGCCGGAGGCCCGUGAUUUGCUAUUCGACUUACGCUCACUAGUGGACCAAAAGUUACCAGAUGUCGAGAACCCAGCAAGGUCACACGACGACACUGUCGUCAACAAUGCCGAUCCCGUUCCAUUUUCAGAGAUUGUCGAUCACGAUGGCAACGUUCAAGAAGGCAAUUUUGCCGAGAGUGGGCCGGGAACGGAGACUUCCAUUUCAGUGUACAACAAGAGAUUAAUUUCCCUCCUACCACCCAUUGCAGGCAGCGAGAACACCGCGGUCACAGCCCUUCGCAGUUUUAUCAGCAAACACUCGUUAACGAUGAAGACUGCGGUGCUUGGCAGACGAGUGGUAUCCCAGGAUGACGAAAUAAUGGGCAUGUACAUGUCUGAUAGGGAGAUGGACAAUCGCCAUUUUCUGGCCGAGUUUGGGAUUGAGUACAAUGACUUUGUAGACGGGGUUUACGACAAUGAUUACGAAUACGAGUAG
Messenger RNA from Lachancea dasiensis, 3426 nucleotides. The record is from the annotation of a GenBank genome assembly. Lineage: Eukaryota; Fungi; Ascomycota; Saccharomycetes; Saccharomycetales; Saccharomycetaceae.